AUGACAUUCUAUAAUGCUUAUGCAAAAGUAGCUGGGUUUAGUGUAAGGGCUUGGACUACUCAGAAAGAGCCGGGAAGUGGUGAAAUAAGAAGGAAGGAGUAUGUUUGUUUUAAACAAGGAAAAUCUUCAAGAAUCGCGGAUGUUGAAAAUAAAAGACGUCGAGGAAGCUUAGCAGAGGAUUGUCAUGCCAAAAUUGCAGUUUUAAAAUCAAACUCCGAAAAAUACAUUGUUACUGUUUUUAAUGAGGAGCACAGCCACCCUCUAUCAACACCAUCAAAGGUUCAUCUUUUAAGGUCCCACCGUAGCGUUUCAGCCGCAACAAAGUCUUUAAGUAAACAGUUCUCUAUGGUGAAUAUACCUCAGCAUCAACAAUUUAGUUUUCUUGGAGUACAAUCUGGAGGCAUAGAAAAUAUUGGGUGCACUCAAAGAGAUUUGUAUAAUCAUGAAAGGGAUAUACGUGCUGAUUUGAAAGGGCAUGAUGGUGAAAUGUUUUAUGAGUAUUUAAAAUUGGAACAAGGAAAGAAUCCCUCGUUUACUUUUCAAAUUGAGGCCGAUGAGGAACAAAAGAUUACUCGUUGUUUUUGGUCCGAUGCAACUUCAAGGCGGGCUUACAAUUUUUUCGGUGAUGUUGUAAUCUUUGAUACCACUUAUAACACUAAUCGAUAUGGCCUAAUAUUUGCACCAAUAAUGGGGGUUAACAAUCAUGGUCAGACAAUCCUUUUUGCUUGUGGAUUUUUAAAUCAUGAGAGCGUUGAUGAUUUUGUAUGGUUAUUUAAUCAGUUUUUGGCAAGUAUGCCUGGUGGUGCCCCGAAGAUGAUUAUUACCGAUCAAGAUCCAGCUAUGACUAAGGCAUUCCCUCUUGUUCUUCCAAAUACUUUUCACAGGUAUUGUAGUUGGCAUAUAUUAAUGAAGUUUUCUGAGAAAAUUGAUGCAGUGAAGUAUAGUAUUUAUAAAAGUGAGUUCUCGGCUCAUGAAUGA
Molecule: messenger RNA, 978 nt
Organism: Asparagus officinalis (garden asparagus)
Lineage: Eukaryota; Viridiplantae; Streptophyta; Magnoliopsida; Asparagales; Asparagaceae
Product: protein FAR1-RELATED SEQUENCE 5-like
Exons: 2
Coding region: 1-978 (325 amino acids)
Source: RefSeq, a predicted model, not a curated record